UGAGGUUCAUUUUUUUUUCUUUUUCUUUAAUUUCCCGAUUCCUGAUCCUCACCUCUCCUCGGGUUCUCUUCCGCGCUACCUAAAGAAACUCCCAAACCUCUCCAUUGAAAAAGCAGGAAAAUAUCAUCGAUCUCUCCUUUGGAGUCUCAUACUCUCAUCACACUGAUUUGGUGUUGCACAUGAUUCAAGGAUAUUGAGUGAAUCUAUCCGUAAUCCAGCCUUUGAUUUGCCACUGCCACCACAAGAUGAGACCAAAGUAUCAAAGUUGAAUCUAUAUAUGUAUGUUGGAAUGGGGAAAAAGGUUGCGAAUGAGGAGGUAGACAAACUUUCUGAAUCACUUAACGGUCUCUUCACCAAUGUCUCUACCAUGAUCAAAGGAGAACUCCAGGGCACAAAUAACUUGCUGGAACUUUUGGAGAAGAUGAAUACCCGAGUAGCAGAGGAAUACAAGGGCCUGGGCGAUGUAGCUUCUGGAUUGCGGAUUUUUGUGGAACAGUUGAAGGAAAAAAAUGGAAACUUUGAUGAAUACGUUCAGCAAAUUGAAGCGAUGGAGUUGCAACUGACCGAAUUUGAAGCUGUAGUUUCUGUGCUUGACAAACAUGUGUCUUUUCUGGAAUCAAAAGUGCAUUCUGCUUAUCAGCAAUCUCCAUCCUAAAAUACUAUGCUGAGACUAGUGUUUUCUGUUGGUGAAUGAUUUAAUCGAUCCGAGGAUUGAGAGAGGAGUCGAUGAAGAAACCAUGUAUAUACUAGAUGGGGCCAAUUUUUGACGCGGCUAAUGUAAUGGUAGGAAGUUCACCUAGAUUUGACGUUUAUGGAUGUGAUCUUGGGCUGGGAAUGGCAGUGCUGUACGUAGCGGAUUUGCUAAUAAAUUUGAUGGGAUGGUGAUAUGUUGCCGGGGUCUAGCAGGGAUUGGGAGUGUGAUGCUUGUGGUUUGUCUUUCGCCCUGAGUUGGCCGCAUCUCAUGAGAUUCAUUCAAAACUUCUUGUCUAUGUUCUUGUCCUCGAUUACGUUUCUUAGUCUUUGAUUUAUUUGUAUUCUCUGUUAUUGUUUUGUAAUCGAAGAAGUUAAACAGGCACUACCAACCACCAUUGACUGAAUAUUGUGUUUUCAACCAAUUUAAAGAUUCAUAACCUCUCUUCUUACUCAA
Messenger RNA from Papaver somniferum (opium poppy), 1147 nucleotides. Its product is annotated as biogenesis of lysosome-related organelles complex 1 subunit 2-like. The transcript is spliced from 4 exons. The coding region runs from base 278 to 655 and encodes 125 amino acids. The record is from RefSeq and is a predicted model, not a curated record. NCBI's taxonomy places the organism in Eukaryota, Viridiplantae, Streptophyta, Magnoliopsida, Ranunculales, Papaveraceae.